This is a messenger RNA of Hypomesus transpacificus, 3180 nucleotides long. It is a transcript of the gene bin2b, whose product is annotated as bridging integrator 2b. Gene Ontology annotation, cellular component: phagocytic cup; plasma membrane; podosome. The record is from RefSeq and is a predicted model, not a curated record. NCBI's taxonomy places the organism in Eukaryota, Metazoa, Chordata, Actinopteri, Osmeriformes, Osmeridae. Gene Ontology annotation, molecular function: phospholipid binding; protein binding. The transcript is spliced from 12 exons. Gene Ontology annotation, biological process: plasma membrane tubulation; podosome assembly; phagocytosis, engulfment. Bases 271 to 1944 code for a protein of 557 amino acids.
UUAGAAAGUAGCCUGUCUACUCUCUUACAAGUCUCAGCAAGUUAGAUACGCGAUCGUUUGCCGAUCCGACUUAAACUUUCAGUAAUGUGUGCAUGUGCGCUUGGGCGCGUUGUCCUGCCUGCCUAAUGUCUUCCUUACUCUCCGCCCCUAGGCGUUUCAAGGAACAUUGUAACCAUAGACAUACAUGUCUAUGAUUGUAACAUCCGAGCAGCGGUUGUUCUAAGAGGAAGCGCCUGUGAACUAGACCGUCAGAGCCGUAAAGAAGGCACAAUGGCAGAGAACAAGAUUGGGCCGAAUAUUGGUGCUGGGGCUGGAAUUUUUGCUAAACGGGUACAAAAGUCAUUGAACCGAGCUCAGGAAAAGGUACUACAAAAACUGGGGAAAACCAUGGAGACCAGAGAUGAGCAGUUUGAGCAGUGCUCCCUUAAUCUUAUCAAGCAACAGACUGAUGGGGGCAGGCUGCUAAAAGAUGUACGGGCAUACUUCACAGCUGUGAAAGCAAUGCACGAAUCAUCCAAGCGUCUGUCCCAGACGUUAAAGGAUGUGUACGAACCAGAGUGGCAAGGAGGAGAAGACCUACCCAUCAUUAUGGAUAAUGAAGAUCUUCUUUGGAACGACUUUGAAGAGAAACUAGCUGACCAGAUACUGCACACCAUGGAGAAUUAUAACAGCCAGUUUCCUGAGGUCAAGGAGCGCAUGGCCAAACGGGGUCGCAAGCUGGUGGAUUACGACUCCUCGCGCCACCACUUGGAAGCGCUCCAGAGUGCAAAAAAAAAAGACGACGGGAAAAUAGCCAAGGCAGAGGAGGAGUUCAACAAAGUGCAGAGAGUCUUUGAGGAAAUCAACAAAGAACUAAGAGAGGAGCUUCCGGUUCUCUAUCAGAGCCGGAUUGGAUGCUAUGUGACCGUAUUUCAAAACAUCUCCAACCUGAGGGACGUCUUCUACAAGGAGAUGAGCGUGCUGAACCAUGAGCUAUACAAUGUGAUAAAGAAACUUGAUUCUCAGCAUUCAGGGAAAGCCUUUAUCAUCAAAGGCCUCAACAGUGGGACUAAAUUAAGCAAGAAGAGGAAGUCCCUGGUUAUAUCUGCCCCCAUUCCUUGCAACACAGCCUUCCCAGCAGACCACACUUCUCUCCAUACCUCCUUGGCUCCCAGUGGCAAAGAUUCUGACCCAUUUGCCCAUCCACAAAGUAUCUUGGAGGAGUUCUCUCAGGAAGUCAAUGGCAGCAGCCGGGGAAGCUCUCCUCAACUCACCAUGGGCAUUUCUGAAAUGUCAGACUUGGAGGAGCUGAGCUACAUGGGUCCUGGGAUGCCCAAACGCCAGUCCAUGUGCGACAGUGAGAAUUCCACCCCAAGUGAUGGCACCAGUGAAGGUCUCAGCCACCCAGAGAGUAUGGCACAGGAGGAAGACCAGGUUUAUAGCCAAUCUGAGGGCUUGGAGCAGGUGUAUAGCCAAUCUGAGGAGACCACAGAUCCAAAUGUGACUCCAUCUAAGUUUAUGGAGAGUGAUAUGCCAGCUUCACAGCCCAAACCAGAGAACGCAAAUGUGGCUGAACCUAGGCAGAUUGCCAAACUGCCACCCAUACCUGCUCCUCCCAUUUCCUCAAACAGACACUCCUUCCCUCCUGUGGAGGACAGCCAAGUGGGGGAACAGAAGAAGGAGGAUAAGGGAGAUGGGGUUUCUCAGCAACUCCCCAUAGACAUCAAAAGCACUGGUCAUGACAUUUACCUAAAUCCACCUGGCUUCCUUUACAAGGUAUUGGCAUUAGAGGGUUCUGGAGAAGGACAGUUGCAGUUCAGUAAGGGAGACAUCAUUCUGGUCCUGGCUGACACAGAGGAAAAGAAGGGAAUGGUGAAGGGAGUGAGAGAGGAGAGCUGGAUGCAAUACAGGGAUCUAGUAGACCACUCGGGUGCUGUUUCCAACAAUCUAAUCCAACCAAUCUAGUCUUGAGUGAAUCAACAGAAGCUUCUUGGGGAAGGACUUUGUGUGACACAAACGUUGGCAGUCAACCUUGACGUUAAGGGCUGAGAAGAGAGAAAUACCCCUCCAGUGGUAUGGGAGUGUGUGUGUGUGUGUGUUUGUGGGGGGGGGGGGGUGGGGUGGGGGGGGGGGGUAGUGAAAGAUGUUACAUAUUUCUUUUCAGUUUGAACAAAUCUCUCAGAGACCAUGUGACUUGCAGUAUUUGUAAUGGUAUAUAAAUUAAAAAGUGCUAUACGUUGACUCGAUUUGAAAACGGAAAAGAUUUGAUUAAUAAAGUUAUCCAAAUGGAAAAAGCUGGAUAUUAUCACUGAUUAUUACUACCUCACACAAUUUAAUAUAGGGGAAAGUGGGGUGAGUUGUGCCAGUUUUUACUUGACUUUAAAGCGAGGCCAUGACAGUAAUGCUUCCAACUAAAAUAUGUACAUAUAUUUUAGUAUGUGGUGCAUCCCUGGGAACAAUCACUUUGGAUCUGAAAUAUAGUAUUUAAGAAAUAUAGAUUUCUGGUCUGGUCUCGUGGAACAACUUGCCCCCGGUGCGGGGUAAGUUGUGCCUUUAGAGAGAAUACAUUGGGGUAAAUUGUGCCAUUGAUUAUUGAAGUAAAACAGUAUAUUUCUGUCUCAGACGCUGUGAUGCUAAAUAAAAGCUAGACCAAUUCAAUAAAAAAUUACUCAUUUAGGGUUUAUUUAAAGUUAUUUUACAACACCAAAGGCUGAUUUUCUACAAGUCUAUUGCACCACAUGAGCACAUCACAGACAUCCCAACCUGCAGAGACUCAUUUCGGGGACGCCCCCGGGACGCAAUCAGGAUGUGCGAUAUGCACCUGUCUCGACCAGAAAUGACCAUUGGACAGUCUCUCGCUCGCUCUAAAUACAAAAUCUCAGAUUUCCGGGAGAUUGUAUAACAUUUGCACACACAGAUUCCUGGAAUUAUAGAUAGGGCACAGUGCCCACGAUGAGGUUUGUUGACACACAGAUUUCUGGAAUUAUAGAUAGUCCAUUGCCCAUGUUGCAACUGGUGAUGACAGUUCUUCUCAGUGGUUUUGGUACCUAUAUUUCUCAGAUAACAAUUGAAAUUCUCUGUCAUCUCUGAAGUACUUGUUAAACCUCCACACGUAGCCUACAUUCAUGCAAAUGAUUAUGUAGCCUUUGUUUGUCUGUUUUCUAUGUAAUAAAUUGCUUUGGUUAUGUUGAUCAAAAUGUA